UUUUUUAAGAUCUGCGGCAACGUAUUAUCUUCGUCAUUGAGCUCAGCCUCUGAAGUGCGAAGUGUUGAAGAAGCUCGUGCGGCUCACAAACCCUAAUUCAAAUCCCUAAUCCCCAAAACCAAUAGCAUUGGGUGUGGCUAUUGCUGUUGCUGCAAUCUGCAAAGGCAUCAACCAUGUCUCACUUCGGAAGGUCAGGUCCACCAGACAUUAGCGACACUUACUCCCUUCUCGUUCUCAACAUCACCUUCCGUACAACCGCCGACGACCUCUUCCCUCUCUUCCACAAGUACGGCGACGUCGUCGACAUUUUCAUUCCCAAGGACCGCCGCACGGGCGACUCCAGGGGCUUCGCAUUUGUUCGCUACAAGUAUGCCGACGAGGCUCAAAAGGCUGUCGAGCGCCUCGACGGCAGGGUCGUCGACGGCCGCGAAAUCACCGUCCAGUUCGCCAAGUACGGUCCCAACGCCGAGCGCAUCCACAAAGGUAGGAUUGUCGAAUCUGCUCCCAGAUCUAAGCGCAGCCGCAGUCCCAGGAGAAGGUAUCGUGAUGAUGAUUACAGAGAGAAGGAUUAUAGGAGGAGGAGUCGCAGCAGGAGUUACGAUAGGUAUGAGCGUGACAGGCACCGUGGCAGGGACAGGGAUUAUCGUCGCCGGAGCCGGAGUCGGAGUGCCAGUCCGGACAAGGGUCGUGGAAGGGGACGCUAUGAUGAUGAUGACCGCCCUAUCCGUAGUAUAAGCCGGAGCCGGAGCCGGAGCCGGAGCCGGAGCGUAGAUAGCCGCUCUCCUGCUAGGCGCAGCCCAAGUCCUCAAAGGAGUCCAUCCCCUAGGACAAGUGCUUCCCCAAGGAAGAAGAGCCCUAGGGGUGAAAGCCCUAGGACUCGCAAUGGACACUCCCCUACACCUGUCUCGCCACGUGGUCGUCCUGAUGCUUCCCGUAGUCCAUCACCUAGAAAUUCUGAUGGUGAUGCAUGAGCUAUGUUUCUUGAAAAUUCGGGAGACACCUUGAGUAAUGCAGAUAUGGCUAUUUUGCUUAUGUUGGAUGUUUUGAUCAUUGUGAACGGUCUUGUUGGAGUCAAGAAUUUUAAGAACUAUGUGCUGGUUUGGUAGCAUCAUACUUCCUCAAUGUUUGAAUGCUAUUCAUAUUUUGAUGUUUCUUAUACUUGGGUAUUUGGUAAUUGUUGCACCUUGUAGUUGGUAGAUUGAUCUUUCAUUCCAUGACAAUUGUUUCUUUUGUUUCAUCCUGUUUGCAUUUUUUUUAUCCGGGUUGCAUGUCACUUUAUAGGAAGCUGUGAUUAUGACUUAAUUGAAGCUCAGUUAAUAGAAGUCGCAAUUUAUGCUGAACAAAUUUUUUGGUUAUAUAGCUAUGAUCGGGAAAAGUGAAAUGGACUGAUAGUGUCAUGUUGAGAUUGCUGCCGUUGAUGCUAAUUCUGUGUUGUUGAUGAUUGACCGUGAAGUUGGUGCUGGUUGCAAGAAAAUGCUGGUUUUAGAACUAUGAUUGUUGGUUUGAGAGAUUUAGCUGAUUUGGUUUACUCCUGAAUAAUAUGAUUAUUGUUAGGUAUGUUAUAUAUAAGCACGCACGUGGCCGAAGUGACGUGGUAGCUGAUACAUCUUUUGUAUGAUAUGCUUUUGUUCGUGAAUAAUAUGAAGAAUUAACCAAUAGCUGCUGCUUGUGGCUGGCUGUUGCUGCCUUUUUUGGGCUGGUCGGUUUGGCAGUGGUAUUAUCACUUGGCACUGAACAUGGCUAUCUAGCUUUGCUACUUCAAAGAUAUACUUAACACAAAUGUUUUUACUGUUAAUAGUUUAUGAAGCAGCAUUCUCAUCUAUUCUCUUGUGUCAUCUGAAGAUACAUAAAUUUGUCAAUCAGGAAAUCGUGGCGCCAUAUGUGAUCACAAUUACUGUUCUUUAAUGAUUAAUGUGUCAUAGAGACGCGGUUUCUCUGAAA
Molecule: messenger RNA, 1941 nt
Organism: Arachis ipaensis
Lineage: Eukaryota; Viridiplantae; Streptophyta; Magnoliopsida; Fabales; Fabaceae
Source: RefSeq, a predicted model, not a curated record